GACCUUGUGUUUGCUAUUCUUCUGACCAACUAUCGCGUCGUGUGUAUCGUUAGUAUGAAGAAGCACUUUCUUCACCCAAUGGACAUUCACUUAAUCACAAAUCUCGUGCGGUGCUCCCAAUCUUUCAGAAACGCUCCUACCAAUUGGUUGCCAAUUUGCUUGCCGAAAUUCAACUCCAACGGUUACCUGUACGCUAAUCUCUCGUAUCUCGAUAACCACUCCUGCUUGGUUCUGCUAACUGUUGAUGGCAAUCAGUUCUAUGCGCUUCAAACCUCUAGGGACCUGAUCUUAUCGCGCCUAGAAUCUGCACUGCAGGGUGAAUGCCUGCAGCGCUUGGCCUCGGCAACCUGGCCGGACGUUGCAUCACUUGGUUUCGGUGGUGGCCUGCGUCACUUUGUCUGUAAGCUGAUUCCGGCGGCCCAAUACACAACAUGCAAAUGGACCGCGCCCUACAAUUUUGCAUCUGCUUCUGCCGCUGUUUCGUCUCUACCAGAGGACGGCAUUGCUGUUGUCAAGCAAAGGCAGGCUGCUGUUCUUCGCACAUAUCGCGGACUCCACGCGAAGCUGCACUGUCGACUCCAUCCGAUCAGUAGCGUGUUCCAGUCCUCCGACACGGAAGCCUACCUGGCGUCGAAAACAAGCGACUACGAAGUCUACAUGACGCUGGAACCACUGAUAAGCAAGCACGAGGCAUUUGACAUAGUAAAACGACUCACGAAGUGGAUUACAGCUAACAAACAACGUCUCUUCAUCCUGUCUUCGCCUACAUUUUAG
Molecule: messenger RNA, 774 nt
Organism: Mesocestoides corti
Lineage: Eukaryota; Metazoa; Platyhelminthes; Cestoda; Cyclophyllidea; Mesocestoididae
Source: the annotation of a GenBank genome assembly